AUGGGGCCAUCUCGGCGAAAAAGAUCCCGCAGGUGUCCGGACAGCAGCCUUGUCACCGGCGGGAGAUUCAGUACCCAAACGCCAUCGGUGUUCCUGUCUAGGAGGACAAGAAGGCCCUGCGAGGUACUACACAUGAAGGGUGUGCGGCCGUCCACCCCUCGGAUUGCCAUCUGGAUGCUUUCGCAAGUGGAGAAAUUCAGGAAGCGGCCUUACUGGCGUGCGUGGAUCAUGGUCCAGCGAUACGGGUGGAACCGGCGGUCCAGGGCGUCGCCGUGCAGGUCCGCGGUGCAUCGCCGCCACGCGCUGCAGGCGGCCGGCGCGGAAGCGUAUGUAGUCGGCGAGCACGCGCUCCGGGAUCACCGUCGCCGGCCCGCACGCCAGGCUCGCCCAGUUCCUCCGGCGCGUGGCCACAAACUCCGUCGAGCCAGGCACGAUUAUAACAGAGAUACAGAUGAGAGGAUUGCACUUAGGCGGAUCGAGAUCUUACCAGCUAGAGUGGCCGGAGCCUCCUCGCCGUCCAGCGAAGGAGCUUCCACGGCGGUGCUGCAUGGCUCGGACGGAUCCACUGCCAAGGCGCGCGAUUACGGCGGGACCAACGGCACCGUCUCCGGCACCGCCAGGUCCACCUCCAUCGAGACCACUGUGGAGAGGAUCAUCUUCGAUUUCCGGUUUCUGGCUCUUCUCGCGGUCGCCGGGUCGCUGGCCGGCUCCCUCCUCUGCUUCCUUAAUGGUUGUGUGUACAUAAAAGAGGCGUACAUUUGCUACUGGACGAGCUGCGUCAAAGGUGUUCAUACAGGGCAGAUGGUCCUCAAAGUCGUCGAGGCCAUUGAUGUGUAUCUUGCUGGCACAGUCAUGCUCAUCUUUGGCAUGGGUUUGUACGGGCUGUUCAUCAGCAACGCGUCUAACGAUUUACCUUCUGGAUCGGAUCGGGCUCUUCAGGGAUCAUCACUCUUUGGAAUGUUCGCUCUCAAGGAGAGACCCAAGUGGAUGAAGAUCACCUCCCUGGACGAGCUCAAGACGAAAGUCGGGCACGUCAUCGUCAUGAUCCUGCUGGUGAAAAUGUUCGAGAGGAGCAAGAUGGUGAAGAUCACGACGGGGCUGGACCUGCUCAGCUACUCCGUCUGCAUCUUCCUCUCCUCGGCGUCCCUCUACAUCCUGCACAACCUCCAUCGGCCCGAGCACGAGGAGUCGGUCAUGCCCAACUUGUAGCCGAACCUCAUGGCUCGGUCGGGAGCUGGAAUCUGAAGCCAUAGCCUCGUAGUAUGUAUGCAGGUUGAUAUCUGACCGAGGCAU
Molecule: messenger RNA, 1293 nt
Organism: Lolium rigidum
Lineage: Eukaryota; Viridiplantae; Streptophyta; Magnoliopsida; Poales; Poaceae
Exons: 6
Coding region: 1-1209 (402 amino acids)
Source: RefSeq, a predicted model, not a curated record